GACAAGGUCAACAUCCACCAAUAGCAAGACAAGCCGCAACGUCAUUCCACCUUACGUAACCGUCUUAUUCCCGUCAUCUCACGCUUCACCCAAGUCACCGAGUCGGCGACUUAACCUCUCACCAACAAGCCGCUGAGAAAUCACCAGCAUCAACUCUAAUCUCAAUGGCCGACUCACAAAGUCGCCAAAGCAGCGUCAGAUCAUCAAGUGCUGCACCUAUUCGGACACGUGUAGCUCGCGUGGCUUGCAAAGCGUGUCACGCAAGACGGGUAAAGUGUGACGCCGCUGAUGGGCAGCCGUGUUGGCAUUGUCGCACGCGCGAUGUUACCUGUGAGUUGAUAGACUCCAAACGUGGGAAAUAUGCUAGAAGAAGUACUGCGCAACGAGUCUCAAGAAGACAGCAGGCGCAAAGUCCGGUUGAUCAACAUGAUACCAUGCACGACAGUAUCGCAAUAAUUACGCCUCAAAGUAACGAAAACUCGCAAUAUCAGGAACAUAGUCAGCCAGUCCCAUCGAACAUCGCGCAGAAUAAUGAGCCGGGCUCUCAGCAACAGAGCUUGUCCGGGAAUGACAAGUCAUACUUCCUCGGCGACUCAAGCAGCUUAUCAUACAUUGUCGAGAUGAUAUGCAGUCCAAGAGGCGGAGUCAGCGAGCCCGUAAAAGUCCACUAUCCCAUACCGGCAUCGAUAGCAGACCGCGCAAUCAUUCCAACACGACCCCAAGUUGAGCCACUCCGCGUACAAGAUGCAUUGACGAUGCCACCGAAAGAGAUAUCUGACCGUCUUGUGUACACCUUUUUCGAGAUCAUCCAUCCGCCUUAUCCGGUAAUAGAUAGACGCGCCUUUUCGGAGCUGUACAGACAGGGCAAAGCAUCGCCUAUGCUUUUGCAUGCGAUGUUCCUUGUCACGUUCAUUCUCUGUGAUGAAGGUCUCAUACAGGCUGCUGGCUUCAGUGAUCGGACUGCUGCUCGCAAGCAUCAUUAUCUUCGUGCGAAAACGCUGUAUGAUGUUGAUCAUGAGACUGACCGGAAUGUCCUCACUGCAGCAAUCUUUCUUCUGGGAUUUUGGUGGAAUGGCCCGGAUGAUCAGAAGGACUCGUGGUUCUGGCUUGGAUGUGCGACAUCUUGUGCGCAGUCUUUGGGGAUGUAUCGUUCGACGGUCGCGUCGAGGUUGAGCCCCGAGAAAAGAGCGUUGCGAAAGCGAAUCUGGUGGUCUAUAUACACUCGUGACCGUCAUACUGCCGCAUGUCUUGGUAAGCCCUGCAGAAUCAGGGAUGAAGACUGCGAUAUCGAACCUCUUACCGAAGAAGACUUCUAUUUCGACGACGACCACAACGAUCCUCUAAUAACCCGACAAGAAGAACACCAUACGGCUCUUGCGAUAGAGAUGGCGAAGGCUGCCGAAAUCCUGGGGGAUAUUGUUAUCGCAGAAUACAGUCCUCGUCGCCCAGACUUAGAACAAUACAAGCCAGACCGACUGAAACAGAGACUUGAACAGUGGGAAGCGCAGUUGCCGAAAUGCAUGCAGAGGGCACAGCUUGAUGAGACGCUGGGUCCAGCAUUCUGGGCAACCCAGUUGCACAUGGCGUACCAGAACUACUACAUUCUCCUGUUCAGACCGAAGGCGAUUGAGGACCUCACACCGUCUGAAGCCGAGGGUGAUAUUUGGGCUCGGAGGGCAGCUGAUUCCAUCACUCGCAUGACGGAAGAUCUCCUUGCCGUCGGAGCAAUGAGUAAGAGUCAAAUGCACAUUGUCCCCGCCGUCUUCGGGGCCCUCUCCAUCCACACCCUCGUCAUCUGCCGCAAGGACCCCAUCCGACGCCAACUCGCCGGCAACAAAUCACGGCAAUGCAUCCUCGCCCUAAGCGAACUCGCAAAGCAUUGGCCCGUAGGACUAUGGAUCAUGAGAUUCUUCGGCAACCUCAUGCGAAGACUCACAGGCCAAGGUUCUGCUGUUUCGGCAGGCUCAAUAGUUGACGUGACAUCGCGAAUCGCAAACUGUAAUCGUAACGAAGACUCUACUCUGACGGAAGUCAGCAGGGUAACUUCUCAGACCUUAGCAGAAAACGGUGGUCCGUUCACUGACGCGACGAACGCUCAAGUCGCUGGCGCUGUGAUGGAAACAAAUGAUCUGUUCCAACAGCCAGCAGAUCAGUUCAGUUUUGACAACUUUUGGGCUGAGGAUACCAUUGAUGUUGAUCUACUGCUUCAGCAUGGUUUAUGUCCAUUGCUGCCAGGCAACUUUGGAACCUUUCCACCAAUGUCGGAUCCUCAAGGCUUUUAGACAGACGGAAUUCCGGCCACAAUGGCAAAGUACAAUUCUUCUAAUAGGGUAUGAAGUCUACCUAUUCUAUGUGUCGCUUCUCUAUAAUGCUUUUCUCUUGAACGUCAUCUAUCGCAUCCCCAACUCAGGUGAUGCAGCCAACUUUUGGCUGGCCCAAUUAUUUAUCUCAUAACCAAAUAUUUUUCUGUCGUACUAUUAGAUCUUUGAAGCAAAUUUGCUCUUGGCUCGCAGCUUCUUGCCAUAUCUGAAGAACAGAUAAGGGAACGGCGCCAUGGCGACCGUCAAGAAGGCAAGAAGACUAGAAGCCCACUGAUAACCAAGCGUCUCGUACAUCUGGAUACCAAACAGUGGGAAUGCCGCUAUACGAUUGUUAGUAACUGUGCUG
This is a messenger RNA of Fusarium oxysporum Fo47, 2667 nucleotides long. Its product is annotated as transcription factor domain-containing protein. Gene Ontology annotation, molecular function: DNA-binding transcription factor activity, RNA polymerase II-specific; DNA binding; zinc ion binding. The coding region runs from base 165 to 2282 and encodes 705 amino acids. The transcript has 7 exons. Gene Ontology annotation, biological process: regulation of DNA-templated transcription; DNA-templated transcription. The record is from RefSeq and is a predicted model, not a curated record. NCBI's taxonomy places the organism in Eukaryota, Fungi, Ascomycota, Sordariomycetes, Hypocreales, Nectriaceae.